AUUGCUAUGAACAAAAAAGUAAUGCUUUACAAUUAUUAGUAUUAUUUAUUUAAUUUGUUUUUUUCCUGACUAAAUGUUAAAACUUGGUUCCUUAUGCUUCCUUUUCUUUAUGCAUGUAAAGUUCCAAAUAAGGGCAGUGGGUGGCGGAAAUGCAACAAUGUGCUCCCACUGCAAUAAAGCAGAAGACUAGCUAGCGGUCCGCGGUGUAGCCUGGCAGCUCACCGUCAGACUGCAGCCAGCCUGACCGCGGCGCCCCCUGGAGGCUCACCGUCAGACUGCAGUCCGCGGCGCCCCCUGGCGGCUCACCGUCAGACUGCAGUCUGCAGCAUCAACAGACGCAGCAGAAACAAACUUCCAGUCGCAGCAUGGAUUUCAACAUGAAGAGACUGGCUUCUGGCGCCGGGGUGUUCUUCACACGGGCGGUACAGUUCACGGAGGAGCGGCUCGGUCAGGCCGAGCGGACCGAGCCGGACGCGGACCUCGAGCGGCUGGCGGGCCGCGCCGACGUCACCCGGCUCUGGACCGAGAGGAUCUGCCGGCAGACCGAAGUCCUGCUGCGGCCCAACCCCGGUGUCCGGAUGGAGGAGUUCCUGUAUGAGAAGCUGGACCGCACGGCACCGCAGAGGCCAGCCAGCGGCCAGCUGCUAGGCCGCCACAUGGAGGACGCCGCCAGGUCCCUGGGCCCAGAGCUGGCCUACGGCCGGGGCCUGCUCCUGGUGGGUGCGUGUGAGCAGCGUCUGGGCCGGGCCGAGCGGGAGUUCUCCCAGGUCUCAGCCGUGGCUCUCAUCGGCCCACUGAGAGACUUCCUGGAGGGCGACUGGAGCCUCAUCACCAAAGAACGCCGUCUGCUGGAGAACCGCCGUCUGGAUCUGGACGCCUGCAAGGCCCGACUGAGGAGAGCCCAGGCCGCCGAGAGCAAGGCUGCAACGCAGCCUGACUUCCAGGAGACCAGACCUCGGAACUACGUCCUCUCUGCCAGCGCCUCAGGGCUCUGGACCCAGGAAGUUGAGAAGGCUUCUGGUCUGCAGGCUGGAGAUGAGCUCCAGCGAGCGCAGGCGGAGUUUGACCAGCAGGCGGAGGUCACCAAACUACUGCUGGGGGACAUCAGCAGCACACACGUGAACCACCUGCGCUGCCUGCACGAGUUUGUGGAGGCCCAGGCAGCGUACUACAAGCAGUGUCACCUGCACAUGGAGGACCUGCAGAAGGAGCUAGCGUGCGGCUCCGCGGGGGGCUCUGGCCAGCAGGGGGAGCAGAGUGGGGGAGGGGGGGACCCCCCCAGCCCCCCCCCAGGAAGCCGCCGCGCCCGGGUCCUGUUUGACUACGACGCAGCCGACGCCUCGGAGCUGUCGCUCUACGCAGACCAGCUGAUUACAGUGUAUACAGUGCCUGGGAUGGAUUCUGAUUGGCUGAUCGGAGAGAGAGAAAACCACAGAGGAAGAGUUCCUGUCACCUACCUGGAGCUGCUCAGCUGAACACACACACACACACGCACGCACGCACGCGCGCGCGCGCGCGCACGAACGCAUACACGCGCGCGCACGAACGCAUACACGCGCGCACGAACGCAUACACACGCGCUCUAAGACUGAUCCUAGUCAGCAUGUGAUGGGACUGAUGUUUGCUAACAUGUGAUGGGACUGAUGUUUGCUAACAUGUGAUGGGACUGAUGUUUGCUAACAUGUGAUGGGACUGAUGUUUGCUAACAUGUGAUGGGACUGAUGUUUGCUAACAUGUGAUGGGACUGAUGUUUGCUAACAUGUGAUGGGACUGAUGUUUGCUAACAUGUGAUGGGACUGAUGUUUGCUAACAUGUGAUGGGACUGAUGUUUGCUAACAUGUGAUGGGACUGAUGUUUGCUAACAUGUGAUGGGACUGAUGUUUGCUAACAUGUGAUGUGAUUGAUGUUUGCUAACAUGUGAUGGGACUGAUGUUUGCUAACAUGUGAUGGGACUGAUGUUUGCUAACAUGUGAUGGGACUGAUCCUAGUUAGGAACAGUCCCAUCACAUGUUAACUGACUUUUUUGUGUGCAUUUGUCUUCAAACACAGCAGAGCCAAACUGCCCAGGCCCUCUUUUAGCCAAUCAGAGAACUCCACUAACCUGCCAUGGGAGCGCUCUGCUCUGUCUAUCCAAUAAUAUAUAUAUCAUUGAGGUUACUAAUAAGGAUUAUUGUUAAUGUUAUGUUUUAUUUAACUUUGUGCCACGGAUGUGCAGCCUACUUCUGGAACCAGACAGUCUGGUCAUGUGAUGUUUACAUAUUUAUUUAUUUUGUCUGUCUGUGCGCGUUUGUGUUUCUCCUGUCUGUAUUGUAUAUACGUAUUUUCCCGGAUUACGCUUUCAAUUAAAAAAAACUUAAAAAUAAUACAAUGUUCUCCAUUCAUCUCCAACUCUCUGGACCGGAGUUCUAUGACGCAAGAUCAUUUGGUAAUCUCUGCUUAACGUGUAAAAACAUGAAGAGAACUCUGAACCUGCAUGUGGGCCUGACUCACACCACGAUGGUUAAACCCACCAACGUACACAACAUCAGGAGACAAUUCUGUGACCCGGUUCUGGCGUCGACUACACUGCCAGGAGCCGUCGACAGCAGAACCUCGACCAGCGAACAGUGGCGUCAAUAGGCUGUUUCAUUCGGGGCUAAAGCCCCGGAUAUGAUUUAAUUCGCUCCAAAUCUUACAAAAAAAAAUAA
Molecule: messenger RNA, 2687 nt
Organism: Gadus macrocephalus (Pacific cod)
Lineage: Eukaryota; Metazoa; Chordata; Actinopteri; Gadiformes; Gadidae
Product: endophilin-B2-like
Exons: 11
Coding region: 366-1475 (369 amino acids)
Biological process (GO): membrane organization
Cellular component (GO): cytoplasm; membrane
Molecular function (GO): protein binding
Source: RefSeq, a predicted model, not a curated record